This is a messenger RNA of Colletotrichum navitas, 1056 nucleotides long. RefSeq names its product phosphatidylethanolamine-binding protein. Bases 19 to 831 code for a protein of 270 amino acids. The transcript has 3 exons. NCBI's taxonomy places the organism in Eukaryota, Fungi, Ascomycota, Sordariomycetes, Glomerellales, Glomerellaceae. The record is from RefSeq and is a predicted model, not a curated record.
CCGAGUACCUUUCCCAAGAUGAAGUCAGUCACCAGCUUUUUGGCAUUGUUUGCCGCAUUGGGUUGUGCCCUCGGGGACAAGCCACCCCCACCGAGGAGCAUGUCGACAAAGGAAUUCCGACAGGCGUUCUUGAAUGCUGGAAUCAUUCCAGAUGUCAUGGGUUCUUUCAAUCCCACGGUGUCUUUUUAUGCAGGCUACAAGUCCGGUGACGGCAACAAAACCCUCAUGAUGCCAGGUUCCAAGCUCCAAUUGAUGGAGACUAAGCUUCCGUUCGAAUUCAGCGUUGAAAAUAUAAUGAAUGCACAAAAUGUCACUCGGAAUACCCGAUACAUUCUUUGUAUGAUUGGGCCCGAUUCGCCAACACGCGAGGAACCAACCGAGCGGAACAUGAGGUACUAUCUCGCCGGUAACUUUACGGUGGAACAAACGAAAUCUGAGAUCCUCUCAUCGGCAUUGAUUAUGCGCAAUUCUACACCCGCUUUCAACGACUACAUGGCACCAGACCCCAAAUCAGGAAGCGGUAUGCACAGAUACGUGUACCUACUCUACGUUCAGCCCGAGAAGAUGAAUAAGAUGGGGUUCGACGCGAUGGGUGUCGAUAUGAAGGAACGCAAGAAAUUCAGCAUUUCCCAACUCCGAAAACAGGCCGGUUUGGGCCGGCCGAUCGGGGGCACUUUCUUCACAGUGGACAUGGCCAAGAACAGCGAUGGAGGUAACGGCGGCAAUAAUGGCGGAGGCAAUGGAAACGGAGGAAGCACUGCCUCUAUUGCAACUGUGGGCUCUAUCUUCAUGUUCAUCACGUUGCUGACCACCAUGUUUGUGUGGAUGUAAUGGGCUAGUAAACAAAAGCAACGUGUUUGUUGGCGAAUCUUGAAGCAGAACACAGGGGAUCGUGAUAUCAUCUAUCGUCAAGAACCGGAAACUUUGCUUUUAUAUGGCUUGGGGCACAUUAUCGGGAUACGGUUUGUUGGUUGUAUUCGAUUCUGAACUAAUUUCCAUUGAGGUGCGGGAACUAUUCUGAAUGAGAAUGUUAUUUUACCAAAUCACGUCAGGUAC